ACAGACCUCUACAAAGCGCUUCAAAACCUGCACAAAAAAUAGAGAAUCGAACAUCCUAAUAAUUACGCAAAGGUGUGGCCAGUGUGUUGCAAAAGGAAAAUCAUGAGAUGCAUUUUGGGUCUACUAUUCACUGUCUGCCUUGGGACAGGACUCACAGACAGCUGUGAUGGUAUGUUGGACUGUCUCAAGUCUUCAGAUACCGACUGGAGCAAUGGGAUCUUUUGUCACUCAGUUUUCAACACCAGGGGGCGUUUGCUAUAUGUGAAUUGUUCAUGGCUGCCAUAUAAAUCUUCUCUACCAUCGAAAGCCAAUGGAUACAAGUUACAUCUGGUGUGGCCCGAGUAUCUUGAAUGUGAAGUGAUUGACACACAUGACACCUCGAUGAUCCUCGGGAAGGAACAUCUUCCAGUUCAUCUGGUGACGACUAUUUGGGUGUCAUAUGGGAUUUCGGAUCAGCUGUGUGUGAAAACAAAGAAUUUCUCCAUCAAACCUGAAGUGAAUUGUCAGUCUCCAAAGAUCCAACAUGCAGUUCACUCAGGAAACACCUUAAGAUUUCUGCUGGAUAAGAUUGGACAAGUGAGAUAUCGAGAAAUCAUGUCAUCCCAGUGGCACACUAUGAAUGUAACACACAUGGUGUUCAAUGUGUCACUGCCGGGAGCGCAAGUUCCAGAGUCGUAUGUCAUGCAGCAAAGAUGUUACAAUGAAUCCUGCUUUCAUUGCAAAUGGGAAACUGAGACAAUAGUUCCACAUGAAUUACUAGGAGCCCCAGAUAUUAUCGUCACCACAGAGAAGCUAUUACCGGGCAAACAGAGACUGACUGUUGAGUGGACGUAUACCAGUCAUGACUAUGUGGAUGGAUACCAUGUCAUUAUACACAGGCUUCCAAACAGCUGUGGUUGCAAUAUCGCCUUAAACACAGCAAAUACUGAGGUCCAUAUGAACCUUUCUGUGGCUUUCUUCAAUGUCUCAGUAACGGCUUACAAUAAGGCAGGGAGGUCCAGGUCAGCAAGCGCUGUGGUCCCUACUUUGGCGACACCAGAAUUACCAGGGGAAAUAACUGCGACCUAUAAAAACAACACCAUAUUCCUCACUUGGAGACCAUUUUUUAAAUGGGAUUUUGUUGUAAUCAAUUGGGGCACAAACUACUCACAAAUGGAAUCAAAAAUCAUCAUGCACAAGAUAGACAAUUAUUCCAUUCCAGGGCCAUUUGAAGCAAUGAAACGUUACACGAUCGGGAUUUACUUGUAUAGCUUCUGUCAGUGUAGAGACUCUACUGAAGAAACAACCUAUGGACUGACCUAUAUAUACACAGAAGAAGGAGUUCCAAGAACAGGUCCACGUAAUGUCACCGUGAAAAAUGUCACCAAGACUUCCGCCGUCAUUGAGUGGGAAGAGAUUCCGGAAGACGACUGCAUGGGAUUUUUAUUGGGCUACAGAAUUUCCUACAUUGAUACUUCAGGAAACCCCAGAAAAGAUAUUUUUCUAAAUGUCUCGAGUCAAAGACGCUACCAGAUUAAGGGGCUCACAGGCAGUCACACCUAUGAAGUAACGGUGUCAGGAGUGACCGUGACGGGUGCAGGAGCGCCCAGUAUUCCUCAGGAGAUCCAUACUCUCAGCUACGAUGAAGCUGAAUUCCGAAUCAUUAUAAUAGUAACAUGUGUUGGACUAAUCAUCAGUGCUGUCAUACUAGUCAGAGGCUGUGCCUAUACCGUUCACAGAGCAAAGAGCUGGUAUUUUCCAGAAAUUCCUAAUCCAAAACAUAGCCACAUUGUCAAGAUCAGGGAGGCGGCUGGCACAAAGAAUUUGCUCAUCCAGUCAUCACCAUCUGAUGAAGAAGAAUCUUGUAUUGACCAGCCUGGUGUGGAGGUGACUCCACAGACAGAAUCUAUUCUGACAGAGGGAACGGACAACGGUAUCUCACAGAAGAACUCUAACCUUCAGAGAUCUCAAGCCCAUGCAGGAGGCGUACAACAGUACACCAACAUCAUGCCAGUCCUCAAAGUAUUCCAAAGGAUGCCCGAAACUGCUAACUACGUACGCCAACAGCCUCCCGCAGUACAGAAGUAG
Molecule: messenger RNA, 2067 nt
Organism: Bufo bufo (common toad)
Lineage: Eukaryota; Metazoa; Chordata; Amphibia; Anura; Bufonidae
Product: interleukin-6 receptor subunit beta-like
Exons: 16
Coding region: 103-2067 (654 amino acids)
Biological process (GO): cytokine-mediated signaling pathway
Cellular component (GO): signaling receptor complex; external side of plasma membrane
Molecular function (GO): cytokine receptor activity; cytokine binding
Source: RefSeq, a predicted model, not a curated record